This is a messenger RNA of Zophobas morio, 1130 nucleotides long. RefSeq names its product mitochondrial protein C2orf69 homolog. Bases 224 to 1057 code for a protein of 277 amino acids. Gene Ontology annotation, cellular component: mitochondrion. The record is from RefSeq and is a predicted model, not a curated record. Lineage: Eukaryota; Metazoa; Arthropoda; Insecta; Coleoptera; Tenebrionidae. The transcript is spliced from 5 exons.
UUCUUGCGGUAAAACGACUACUGGAGCGCAAAAGUUGCCUCUUCGUUGGAAACACAACAUUCACGACAUUCUUGGUGCGUCCGGGCCGCACAUGUACGUCUUUUUCGAAAAUCGACUAGGCUGAAAAUUGAGGUUAUGUUUACUUUUCGACGAGAAUGUUGACUGCACUUUUGUACGAGUUUUAAGCGAAUAUUUACAAUUUUCAGAUUGUACACGUGUGGGUAUGAUCGAUGAGGAGAAAGCCGGUCCAGUGAGACUUUUGGGGGUUGCUGGAUAUCAAGACAGGUCGAACGAUGUGGUCUACUGCGGACCGAGACUCCAGAAUGAGGGACAGGAUACGGUGGUGUACUUCGGUGGAGACAUCCAGGAUUUCAAAGAAAGCAUGGAAUCGCACCGCGACAACAAAAACUACGUAACCUGGAGCCUGGACAACACGGCUUUAAUCCUUCAGGCGACUUUCCCCAAUUCUCACAUUAUUGUAGUUCGACCAUCAAAAAUGGAAUACAAAACAUUCAGUUGUUUCCAAAAUUUCGUACCGAGUGGCAACUGUGGGGUACCUCACCACAUCCAGAUGCACCACUGCCUACAACACCUCGACACGUUAAUCGCUAACAUUGGAAACCAAGUCAACAAACCGCUAAACCACGAUUUAACCAUAAUCGGGUUCAGUAAAGGGUGUGUGGUUCUAAAUCAGUGUUUGUACGAGUUUAGUACCAUGAAAGAAAAAGACGAGUUUGUGUCAAGGAUAAAGAAUAUGUUUUGGUUAGAUGGUGGUCACAGUGGCGGGAAAAACACGUGGGUGACGUCGAAGCCAUUGCUGCAAACUUUAGCUAAUUUUGGUAUUAAUGUACAUAUACAUGUUUCUCCAUAUCAAGUGCAGGACGAUCGACGACCUUGGAUAAAAAAGGAGGAGAAGAUAUUUUAUACGACGUUGCGCAAUUUUAACGCUUGUGUACAACGUCGGGUGCAUUUUGGGGAUUUGCCGCCUAGUAUUGUUCAGCAUUUUAGUAUUUUGAAUGAGUUUUACGAGGGACAUUCCACGGAGGACGGAACGUAAUUGUAACUAGUGUAUUAAUGUAUUUAUUUAUUAAUUAUAAGAAAUAAAUGAUAAAAUCAGAGAACAUAGAGAA